AUGCUGGCCGCGCAUUCGCGUUCCUCUGCGCCGGCGCUUACCUUCACGCACGUUUGCCGCGGUAAGCACCUGAGCCGUGAGGCCGUGCAGGCGUUCUUUGAGCAUGCGUUCUGCGGGUCUCUGCCGAUAACACACACCGACCUCGUCCACAGCGCCUACAGCCCACUCAUGGAGGAUGCCCCGCACGACGAGGAUGCGCUGACGUCGGAUGUUGCCGUGGCGUGUCAGCGCUUGCAACAGAAGUGGACGAUGCAAGCGGAGCAGUGGGAGGAACUGCUAGGCGGCAGACACGAUCUCGCGGAUGCCCAGCACGGCCUCUGCCCGCGUUCGUGCACGUGGGUGAAGGACAUGCUGGCAGGCGACGCUUACGACUUGUGA
Molecule: messenger RNA, 378 nt
Organism: Leishmania mexicana MHOM/GT/2001/U1103
Lineage: Eukaryota; Euglenozoa; Kinetoplastea; Trypanosomatida; Trypanosomatidae
Exons: 1
Coding region: 1-378 (125 amino acids)
Source: RefSeq, a predicted model, not a curated record